AUGGUGGUCGCCAUGAGCGAGUCUGUUAAGCUGGUGGCGUUUUUCAAGGUCGUCCCGAUGCAAGCCUUCCAGGCAGGUGCCUCUGAGACCGAGCUCAUGGGUCACCAUUUCGGGUCACCGAGAGUCUGCCAAGACGACACAAUCUUUAUUAUAUCUGACAAUUCACCGGCGCGCGAGGUGGUCGUAUUCUGCUUUCGCAGGUUAGGGUCCAACGAUCCUACAGGCGAUAGCAUGGUCUGGGCUCCCAUGUUGAGGUUCACUGCAUAA
Messenger RNA from Colletotrichum orchidophilum, 267 nucleotides. RefSeq lists its product as uncharacterized. The record is from RefSeq and is a predicted model, not a curated record. The transcript has 3 exons. The coding region runs from base 1 to 267 and encodes 88 amino acids. Lineage: Eukaryota; Fungi; Ascomycota; Sordariomycetes; Glomerellales; Glomerellaceae.